AUGGGGUCGCCCGGCUCCAGCCUCCCGUUCCGCCUGCUGCAGCAGCUGCUCCUGGUCCUCGUCGUUGCCCGGCACCGACACCUCCAACGAACCGGAGCCGCCGCCGCCGCCGCCGCCGCCGCUGCUGCUACCGGAGCCGAGGCCAAAUUCGGAUGCCUAUUUGAAGAUGACCUCUGCAAAUCUUUUGAAAUCUGCAUAAAUGACGCAGUGUUUGGAAAGUGCCAGCGGGUACCAGUGAUAGACGUAUACAAGUAUGAAGUUUCACCACCCAUCCUCCAGCGCUUGCAAAUUGUCUUACAGAAGCUGUUGCACAGAGGUUUUACAUGGCAAGAUGAUUAUACACAGCAUGUUAUUGCCCAUGAACUCUCAAAUCUCCAUAAGAUCCAUGACUGGCACUCUGAAACAUUCUCGUCAGAGGACCCUGAUUUACCAAGGAGCUCAAAGCAGAAUCCUGAUAGCAAUAGGAAUGUAGACAUGGGAAAAGAUGUGAACUUUGUCAAGUCUCCUCAGCAAUACCUUGCCUACUUGGAUAUUAUCUCCCAGUCUCCAACUCCAAAUUUGUAUUCAAGGAUAAAGGGUAACAAAGCCUCUCUUAAGAUUGAUAUCCCACCUGACGCCAUAAUCAACUACAUGGUACAGAAUUCUAAAGGAAAAACAUCUGCUUUGAUCCGUUCAGGAACAGCCCAUUCAAAAUAUAUUGAAAACUUCCCCAUGCGAACCUUCAGCCAAACACAGAUAGAUACAUUCCCACUAAAGCCACAAGAAGAAUUUGACAGAAAAGCUCUACUGGCAGCCUUAAAUGCAUACAUCACUCAGAAGGUGACAGCAAAAAACUUUGAUGAAACAUCAUCUGUUAGCAGGACUAAAGAGUCUUCCCCCUAUACGAGUAGGCUCAAGCCUCCUCAGACUGACCAUCUUGAUGGAACGUUGUCCAAAGAAAAAACAGGGGAUUUUGACAUGAGGCCACCAUUCCUACGGAGGCCUGGAUCUGGUCUGGUACCUGGUUCUACCCAGAGUGAUUUGAGGGUCCCUCUAACUCCAGUAGAUGAAAUAUUUAUUCAAGAUGUUCUGAGGGACCUGAAGAAACAUCAUGUGGAUGUAGAUAAGUUGAGCCCACUGGAGCUGGAUGAGAUGGCUGAUAUCAUUGCUGAUGCUAUUCAAGCUGUUGAUGUAGAUGAAGAAAAGAAAAAUGCCCCUGGGAAGGUUGAAGGAGAGAGAGCAGAAAAGGGAGUGGACGCAGAAGGGAAAGAUGAUUAUGAGAUGGGAUUAAUGACUGAAGGUUAUCCCAUGCAAGAUGAGGGAGCACAGAAUGAAAAUGCCAGGAUUAAAGAGGAGGAGAACCGUUUGGGUACAAAACUACUUGAUUUUCUGAAUGAGGAUAUGGCAACUGAAAAUCUACCUAAGGCAACUUUGCCCAAAGAAUCAUUUAAAACAGAAAUGAAGAAGUCAGAGGAUUUAGAUCUUUCCUCUUCCUCUGAGGAAGUGAUGGCUGGGAUUGAAAAUGUGAAGAGUGAAACAUUCUCGAGGGAGCUGAUAGCUGAAAAGAAAACUGAGUCGGAACCUAACUCUAAAGAGCUGACUGAGCUUCAUCACUGGAUUAUGAAUACUUUGAUUCAGGAUGAAAGUGCUUACGAAGAAACUAAAAAGAAGAUGGGAGCAGGCCUACAGCUAGAUGCAAAGUCUUCUAAAGAAGAGGAAUAUGGCUAUAUUGUGACAGAGAAAGACCCUCUGAGUGAGGAAAAGGGUUUGGAGUUAAUAAAGGAAGUUGCGGGCCUGCUGAAGCUCCAAAUGACAGCCUUUGCUGAUAUCAGCAUGCUGGGGCCAGCUGUGACCUUCAAAGUGCACUCAAAUAUCCUCAAUGUCACCACUGCUGAUGUUGCCAAAGCAGCAGCUGACAACAAAGGCAUACUUGAAAAAGGAACAGGAUUGAAAAUUUUGCAGAUUGGCAUGGGGGAGAAAAGCAAGUUGCAAUUUUUGCCCCACCGUGCCCAGGAGGAGGAAGACACCACCAAAUUCAUCAUACUGACACUCCUCUCCAUUGCUUGCAUUUUGGGGGUUCUUCUGACUUCUGGGGUCAUUUACUGCGUCCGACAUGGCUCUCAUCACAAACUGAAGGAAAAGCUGACUAGCCUGGGCUCUGAUACUGGCUCCGACGCUACUGCCGCUUAUCAGGAGCUAUGUCGCCAGCGUAUGGCAGUAAAAUCAUCAGAUCACCCAGAGCCUCUGCAUACUUCUCGUAUUAACAGCAUAUCUUCACAGUUCAGCGAUGGCCCCAUUCCAAGUCCCUCUGCUCGAAGCAGUACUUCAUCCUGGUGUGAGGAACCAGUUCCGUCCAACAUGGACAUUUCCACUGGUCACAUGAUACUGUCCUACAUGGAAGAUCACUUGAAGAACAAGAAUCGUCUGGAGAAAGAAUGGGAAGCGCUUUGCGCUUAUCAAGCUGAGCCCAAUGCAACUACCAUUGCCCAUAAGGAGGAAAAUGCCCAGAAGAACCGCUCUCAAGAUGUAGUAGCAUAUGAUCAUUGCAGGAUAUGUUUAAAAGCUGAAAACAGUCAUGACAAUUCAGAUUACAUCAACGCAAGCCCAAUUAUGGACCAUGACCCUAGGAACCCUGCAUAUAUAGCUGCUCAGGGCCCCCUGCCCUCGACAGUCACAGACUUCUGGCAGAUGGUCUGGGAAAACGGCUGUGUCGUUAUUGUCAUGCUGACACCCCUUGCUGAAAAUGGAGUCAAACAGUGUUACCACUAUUGGCCAGAUGAAGGGUCAAACCUCUACCAUAUCUAUGAGGUAAAUCUGGUUUCUGAGCACAUCUGGUGUGAAGACUUCCUUGUGAGAAGCUUUUACUUGAAAAACCUUCAAACAAAUGAGACACGGACAGUGACACAAUUCCACUUCCUUACUUGGCACGAUCAGAAAGUUCCUGCAUCCACAAGGUCCCUCCUGGAUUUUCGCAGAAAAGUAAACAAGUGCUACAGGGGUCGUUCAUGUCCAGUAAUUGUUCACUGCAGUGAUGGUGCAGGAAGAAGUGGAAGCUACAUCCUAAUUGACAUGGUUCUCAAUAAAAUGGCCAAAGGUGCUAAAGAGAUUGAUAUUGCUGCUACUCUGGAGCACUUGAGGGACCAGAGACCUGGCAUGGUCCAGACAAAGGAACAAUUUGAGUUUGCAUUGACAGCCGUUGCAGAAGAAGUGAACGCAAUACUCAAAGCCCUUCCACAGUGAGCAGCUCAUUGUCCCUGGGAAGUUUCCAAAGGGGGUCUCUCUGUUUCAUUAUCCUCGGUCCCUGUAAUUGUUGUUGGAAACCGUGACUUCACCUUAACUGUGUGUCUGCUAUUGUAACCACAUAUUGAUAGGCUCUUUUCAAACUUCUAUUGCCAGUUGAAGUUCAACAGUUAACGUGUACUCCAUUUUUGUUACGAUAGUUAGAAAUAAUAAUACACAAAGGCCUUGGCUUAAAUGAUAAGAACAAUCCCUCUAGUAAUUUUUGCAUCCAUGAAGCCCUAAAUUUCACACAUUGAAAGCACAUGUACACCUUUUUAAUAGGAAAUAUACAGUGUUGUGGGUAAGCAGUGAAUUCAAUGUGUCUUUGGCAACGUAGUGUUCUCUUACGUUUUUGUAACUUUUCCAGGACUGAAUAAAAGAAGCAGGGGGCCUAAUUAUUAUAUUUUUUCUAAAGCAUUGGGAUUGUUCUUACAAAGGCCAAGCAAGCGCAGAGAACAAUGGCGCGUGUGUUAGUAAACACAGGUCCGAUUCCUCGCCUCAAGAGGCUGGGCCACUUCAUGCUGCGAGCUGAUGCUUUUCUUAACUGUUGUUUACUUUUCAACUUUCUGCAAUGAAUAGAAGCAAAUCUGAGCUCUUAAGUCCAGAGACCUGCAUAGUUAUCACCACUAUGGAGGAAAAGUCGGUCACAUUAGCAGGAGCCCAAGUUUCCAAAGAGCACAGCAAACUUUGAUUGUGUGUCACUGCCCUCACAGGGGAACGGCAGGCAGAUGAACUGAACUUCAGUGGGUUUUGGAAGCUCUCUGCGUUGGCAGCGUGUUGAGAGCUUCUUCUUUUUAAUUAGAGGGAAAUGUGCAUCUAGCCUUGCGUUUUAUAUCUUGAGAUUAAUUUACCUUUCUAAAUACC
Elgaria multicarinata webbii is the source of this 4122-nucleotide messenger RNA. It is a transcript of the gene PTPRN2, whose product is annotated as protein tyrosine phosphatase receptor type N2. NCBI's taxonomy places the organism in Eukaryota, Metazoa, Chordata, Lepidosauria, Squamata, Anguidae. Gene Ontology annotation, molecular function: protein tyrosine phosphatase activity. The transcript has 23 exons. Gene Ontology annotation, cellular component: secretory granule; synapse. The record is from RefSeq and is a predicted model, not a curated record. Gene Ontology annotation, biological process: insulin secretion involved in cellular response to glucose stimulus; regulation of secretion; protein dephosphorylation. The coding region runs from base 1 to 3219 and encodes 1072 amino acids.